AGUAGUUGCAGAAUAUUUGCAGAAAGUUGCCAGGAGGCAAAACCUUCAACUGAGGACUUGGGGGAUAAGAAAGAAGGUGAAUAUAUUAAACUCAAAGUUAUUGGACAGGAUAGCAGUGAGAUUCACUUCAAAGUGAAAAUGACAACACAUCUCAAGAAACUCAAAGAAUCAUACUGUCAAAGACAGGGCGUUCCAAUGAAUUCACUCAGAUUUCUCUUUGAGGGUCAGAGAAUUGCUGAUAAUCAUACUCCAAAAGAGCUGGGAAUGGACGAAGAAGAUGUGAUUGAAGUUUAUCAGGAACAAACGGGGGGUCAUUCAACAGUUUAGAUAAUCUUUUUUUUUUUUCUUUUCCCUCAAUCCUUUUUUA
Cebus imitator (Panamanian white-faced capuchin) is the source of this 367-nucleotide messenger RNA. Its product is annotated as small ubiquitin-related modifier 1. The annotation marks the transcript as partial. The transcript has a single exon. NCBI's taxonomy places the organism in Eukaryota, Metazoa, Chordata, Mammalia, Primates, Cebidae. Gene Ontology annotation, molecular function: protein tag activity; ubiquitin-like protein ligase binding. Gene Ontology annotation, cellular component: nucleus; PML body. Gene Ontology annotation, biological process: protein sumoylation. The record is from RefSeq and is a predicted model, not a curated record.